Messenger RNA from Hibiscus syriacus, 2690 nucleotides. Its product is annotated as type I inositol polyphosphate 5-phosphatase 12-like. The coding region runs from base 36 to 2690 and encodes 884 amino acids. Lineage: Eukaryota; Viridiplantae; Streptophyta; Magnoliopsida; Malvales; Malvaceae. The transcript is spliced from 10 exons. The record is from RefSeq and is a predicted model, not a curated record. Gene Ontology annotation, molecular function: protein binding; phosphatase activity. Gene Ontology annotation, biological process: phosphatidylinositol dephosphorylation.
UACUGCUAAACCACAGAUCAUUUUUUUGUUUAAUUAUGGAUGAACAUACCAUCCAUGACGACGAUAAGGACCGAGAUGCCCUCGCCGGCCUCAGCUCCGUCCCGCCUCCCCAACGGAAGAUCCAUUCCUACAGCCAGCAGCUACGUGCCAACUCCGCCUACAAGCGUCACCGUCAUGUCCGUAAGCACAGCCUCGAUGAAAUCUCCAAGCCGCCGGACUACUUCAACGACGAGUCUUCCGACGACGAGUUCUUCAAUCACUCCACUUCCAACAAUGCUCCCAAUGCCUCUGGCAGUUGUGCUACCGUCGAUGAUUCCCAGACUUUCCAGCCUUUCCAUCCUCUUCCGGAGUUCAUUGGUUCCGGAGGUGGCACCGGUAUUUUCAAGGUCCCAAUGCGUGCCACCGUUCAUCCCAGGCGCCCACCUUGCUUGGAGCUUAGACCGCAUCCUCUAAGGGAGACUCAAGUAGGAAAGUUCUUGAGGAACAUUGCUUGUACCGAUACUCAGCUUUGGGCAGGCCAAGAGAGCGGGGUUCGAUUCUGGAGGUUCGAGGAUGCUUAUCAGCCUGGCUUCGGUUCCAAAGUUCGAAGAGGCGACGAAGACGCCGCGCCUUUUCAAGAGUCCGCCAACACUCCACCCACAAUCUGUUUGCUGGUCGACGGUGGAAACAAAUUGGUUUGGAGUGGCCACAAGGAUGGCAAAAUCCGGUCGUGGAAGAUGGAUCUUCCUACAGAUGAUACUACUCCGUUCAAAGAAGGCUUGUCAUGGCAGGCGCAUCGUGGUUCAGUUCUUUCCAUUGUCAUGAGCUCCUAUGGUGACUUGUGGUCAGGUGGAGAAGGCGGCGUUAUUAAGAUUUGGCCAUGGGAAUCCAUUGAAAAAUCUCUUUCUCUUAGACCAGAGGAGAAACACAUGGCUGCUUUAUUGGUAGAAAGGGCAUUCAUUGACCUCAGGAGCCAAGUUACUGUUAAUGGCAACUGUAAUCUCUCUUCCUCCGACAUCAAGUACUUGGUUUCUGAUCAUGUAAGAGCCAAAGUUUGGUGUGUUCAGCCUCUUUCCUUCUCUCUAUGGGAUGCUCGAACCAAGGAUCUUCUCAAAGUCUUUAACAUCGAUGGUCAGAUUGAAAAUCGUGUUGACAUACCAUCGCAAGAUCAACAGGGCGUCGUGGAAGAUGAGGUGAAGGUGAAAGUUGUUUCCGGUACGAAAAAGGAGAAGUCCGGAGGCUUUUUGCAACGUUCCCGAAAUGCUAUAAUGGGAGCGGCGGACGCCGUCCGUAGGGUGGCAACGAGAGGAGCCGGAGCGUUUGCGGAAGACAAUAAGAGGACCGAAGCGCUAGUGCUUGCUCCGGAUGGGAGCAUAUGGAGUGGAUGUACGAAUGGCCUACUUGUGCAGUGGGAUGGGAAUGGAACUCGGUUGCAAGAUGUUAGCCACCACCCUUGUGCAGUACAAUGCUUUUGUGUUUUCGGAACACGGAUUUAUGUAGGCUAUGUUAGUGGGAUGGUCCAGGUGAUGGAUCUUGAGGGGAACCUGGUUGCAGGAUGGAUAGCUCACAAUGGUCCAGUCAUAAAAUUAACAACCAGCAACAAAUACAUCUUCAGCUUGGCUACGCACGGUGGUAUACGGGGAUGGAACGUCUCAUCUCCGGGGCCAAUCGAUGGCAUAUUUCGACAAGAACUAUCGGAAAAAGAACACAUCUACUCGAGACAAGACAACAUAAGGAUGCUUGUUGGAACAUGGAAUGUCGGUCAAGGAAGAGCCUCUCAGGAGUCACUUAUGUCAUGGUUGGGUUCUGUUGCAUCAGAUGUUGGCAUUGUUGUUGUUGGCUUACAAGAAGUGGAAAUGGGUGCUGGUUUUCUCGCAAUGUCUGCAGCUAAAGAAACCGUAGGACUUGAAGGGAGUUCUAUUGGGCAUUGGUGGCUUGACACAAUUGGAAAGGCCUUAGAUGAAAACACAACAUUUGAACGAAUGGGUUCUAGGCAGCUUGCAGGACUACUGAUUUCUCUUUGGGUAAGGAAGAAUCUUAGAAUGCAUGUUGGGGACAUCGAUGCUGCGGCGGUCCCAUGUGGCUUUGGUCGAGCUAUCGGCAAUAAGGGAGGUGUAGGUUUGAGGAUCAGAGUGCAUGACCGGUUAAUAUGCUUUGUUAACUGUCACUUAGCUGCACACUUGGAGGCAGUAAACCGACGAAAUGCCGACUUUGAUCAUAUCUUUCGAAAUAUGGCCUUCACCCGGUCGUCAAAUCUACUCAAUAAUGCAGCUGCUGGAGCAUCAGCUUCUGUUCAAACGGCUCGGGUCAAUAAUCCUGCUGGUGCUAACACUGAAGAAACAAAGCUUGAUUUAGCAGAAGCAGACAUGGUUGUCUUUUGUGGCGAUUUUAACUACCGCCUCUUUGGUAUAUCUUAUGAUGAAGCUAGGGACUUUGUUUCUCAAAGAUGCUUCGAUUGGCUUCGAGAAAAGGAUCAGCUCAGGGCGGAGAUGAAAGCCGGUAAGGUUUUCCAAGGAAUGCAUGAGGCCAUUAUCCGAUUCCCUCCGACCUACAAGUUCGAAAGGCACCGCCCAGGCUUGGCAGGUUAUGAUUCGGGAGAAAAGAAGCGUAUUCCUGCAUGGUGUGACCGAGUGAUAUAUCGUGAUAACAGGGCCGGACCGACGGGCGAGUGCAGUUUAGAGUGUCCUAUAGUUUCCUCCAUUAUACUGUAA